UUGUGCUCCUGAAAGAGGAGUAACCAGUGGACCAGGAGGAUGUCGGAGCAGCAGAGCGCCCCUGAGCAACUGGCUGCAGGGAAGAGCCAGGGUGGAGCAGGAGCCACUUACAAGGUGGUGCUGUUUGAAUGUGAGAAUUUCCAGGGUCGCAAGGCUGAGUUUUCUGCCGAGUGUAAAGAUGUUUCAGAGAAGGGCUUGGAGAAGGUGGGCUCUGUGCUGGUUGAGUCUGGCCCAUGGGUGGGGUAUGACCGCCAGGGGUUUGCAGGUGAGCAGUUUGUCCUGGAGAAAGGAGAGUAUCCACGCUGGGACACCUGGACCAACAGCCAGUACAGCUAUUCCUUCUGGUCCAUGCGGCCUCUCAAAGUGGAUAGUGCCGAACACAAGCUCCAUCUGUUUGAGAGCCCAGGCUUCACUGGUAGAAAGAUGGAGAUUGUUGAUGAUGACGUUCCCAGUUUGUGGGGACAUGGUUUCCAAGAUCGCGUAGCAAGUGUCAAGGCUCUCAACGGAACAUGGGUUGGCUACAUGUACCCAGGCUACAGGGGACGGCAGUAUGUGUUUGAGCGUGGAGACUUCAAGCACUGGAACGACUGGGAUUCCCCUGCACCUCAGAUCCAGUCUGUCCGACGUGUGCGUGACAUGCAGUGGCACAAGAGGGGGUGUUUCACCAUCCCUGCUCCUACCCCUGACCCAGCUCCUGCCCCUGCCCCUGCCCCAGCACCUGAACCCCCUGCCCCCCCUGCCGCCGCUGGGGCCAGCUGAAGAGGACUCUGAUCCACCUCCCCCCACUGAGCCUCUUCCAUGAGCCUCUUCCUACCAUCAGUGCCUGCCCUCUGCCUCAUCCUAACCAUGGCAAAUGCU
Messenger RNA from Salvelinus namaycush (lake trout), 858 nucleotides. Its product is annotated as beta-crystallin B3-like. The record is from RefSeq and is a predicted model, not a curated record. Gene Ontology annotation, biological process: visual perception; lens development in camera-type eye. The transcript has 5 exons. Gene Ontology annotation, molecular function: structural constituent of eye lens. Bases 40 to 759 code for a protein of 239 amino acids. Lineage: Eukaryota; Metazoa; Chordata; Actinopteri; Salmoniformes; Salmonidae.